This is a messenger RNA of Auxenochlorella protothecoides, 4473 nucleotides long. Its product is annotated as Pleiotropic drug resistance protein 1. Bases 1 to 4473 code for a protein of 1490 amino acids. Gene Ontology annotation, molecular function: ATP hydrolysis activity; ABC-type transporter activity; ATP binding. Gene Ontology annotation, cellular component: membrane. The record is from RefSeq and is a predicted model, not a curated record. NCBI's taxonomy places the organism in Eukaryota, Viridiplantae, Chlorophyta, Trebouxiophyceae, Chlorellales, Chlorellaceae. The transcript has 11 exons.
AUGGCCGAUUAUCUCGGUUCCACGCCCACGGGCGACUGGCCCUGGCAGGAGCGGGCCAGGGGGGGUGACAGGAUCUACACCCUGUCGACCACCUCGAAUGCGGGGGUCAUCCGUCCCUCCCAGGAGUCGCGGGCCGCGGACUUUGAGGCCCUGAAGCAGGCGGCCCUGGCCGAGCUGCAUCCCAAGAAGCAGCGCACCGCCGCCGUGCUGCCCACCAAGGAUGGAUCUGUCAAGGUGCUGGACACGCGCAAGAUGGAUCGCCACACGCGGGGGGAGCUGCUGGAGAGCCUGGCGGAGGAGGACACGGGGAGCAACCUGGUGAUCCUGCAGAAGCUGCGCGCGCGCAUGGACAAGGCGGGCAUCCAGCCGCCGGUGGUGGUGGUCCGCUACCAGAACCUCUCGGUGCUGACCACCAUCAUGGUGGGAGACCAGUCGGUGCCCACCCUCACCAACUUUGUCAAACGCAUGACCGGGCCCCUGCUGAAGGCCAUCGGCAAGGCGCCGGAGACCACCAGCUACCCCAUCAUCGACAACGUCAGCGGCGUGUUGAGGCCGGGCGUGCUGACCCUGCUGCUGGGCCCGCCCGGCUCGGGCAAGACCACGCUGCUGAAGACGCUGGCAGGGUACAACCUGCGCGACCCCGGGCUCCAGAUCAAGUCCAAGGAGCUUACGUACAACGGCAAGGGCUUCCACCAGUUCAGGGUGGAGCGCUCCUCGGCCUACAUCUCCCAGAUCGACGAGCACUUUGGCGAGCUGACCGUGCGCGAGACCUUUGACUUCUCGGCGCGCUGCCAGGCCAGCGGCUACCGCACCACCAUCAUCGAGCGGCUGGCGGAGGCGGAGAAGGCGCAGGGCAUCGUCCCCGACCCGGAGCUGGACGCCUUCAUGAAGGCCGCCAUCUACGCCAAGGGCAAGGACGCCAGCCUGCAGGUGGACUCCACGCUGGGCCUGCUGGGCCUGGAGGGCUGCGCCGACACCGUGGUGGGGAACGCGAUGCUGCGCGGCAUCUCAGGCGGGCAGAAGAAGCGCGUCACCACGGGCGAGCUGGUGGUGGGCCCCGCGCGCGUCAUCUUCGCCGACGAGAUCUCCACAGGCCUGGACUCCAACACCACCUACUCCAUCGUCAAGUCCAUCGGCAACCUGGCGCACGUCAUGGACUACACGGUGCUGGUGGGCCUGCUGCAGCCCUCCCCGGAGACCUUUGACCUCUUCGACGAGGUCAUCCUCAUCUCCAACGGCAGGAUCCCUUACCACGGCCCCCGCGAGACGGUGCUGGAGUUCUUCGAGUCCUUUGGCUUCAACUGCCCCGUGCGUCGCGGCGUGGCCGACUUCCUGCAGGAGGUCACCACGCCCUCGGACCAGCACAAGUACUGGGACGCUGCGGCGCUAGGUAAGCCCUUCCGCUACCAGACGGUGCAAAUGAUCGAGAACCGGUUUGCCGAGACGCCGGCCUGGAAGAGCAUGGCCGAGGAGUUGAGCAACCCCUACGGCGGCCCCGAGGAGAACAACCUCGCCCUGCAGACCGCACACUACGCUCAAAAGCAUGGCGAGCUGCUGCGCGCCAACUUCUGGCGCCAGGUGGUGCUGCUGGUGCGCAACAAGAUCUUCAGCAUCAUCCGCACCACCCAGGUCCUGAUCAUGGCCCUGGUGGUGGCCACCGUGUUCUGGAAGGAGAGCAAGGAGAACGUGCAGGACGGCAACCUCUUCUUCGGCGUCAUGUUCUAUUCCCUGCUCUACCAGCUGCUGGGCGGCAUCUCCGAGAUGCACAUCUUGGUGGAGCGCCUGCCCGUCAUGUUCCGCCAGCGCGAUGCCAAGUUCUACCCAGGCUGGGCCUUUGCGCUGCCGGUCAUCAUCCUGCGCAUCCCCUUCUCCCUGAUCGAGGCCACCAUCUGGUCCCUCAUCGUCUACUGGGUGGUUGGCUUCUCCCGCUCUGUCCGCUUCCUCAUGUUCUGGGUCCAGCUCUUCCUGGCCAACGUCUGGUCCGUCCAGAUGUUCGUGCUCAUCGCCGCCGUGGCACGCAACGACACCAUCGCCACGGCCGCGGGGAGCUUCUUCCUGCUCAUCUUCAUCAACCUGUCGGGCUUCGUGCUCAACACCUCCGACAUCCCCCCCUGGUGGCUGGGCGGCUUCUGGGGCAACCCCUUCUCCUACGCCACCCGCGCGCUGGCCAUCAACGAGUUCACCUCCUCCCAGUGGGACGUCCCCGACCCGGUUAAUGGCGGGACCCUGGGCGCCAAUGUGCUGGCCUUCCGCGGCUUCCAGUCCGCUUACUGGUGGUGCUGGGUGGCCAUCGGCUUCAUCAUCGGCUCCUUCGUGCUCAACGCCUGCGCGUUCGUGGCGGCCAUCACCUUCCUGGGCGCCCCCCACUCCAAGCCCACCAUGACCGAGGAGUACCUGGAGGAGUACGACCUGGCGCGCCGCGUGCUCAGCGGCUCCGGCCGCACCGACCUGCCCGCCUCCGUGCGUACCGCCAGCCGCCUCGCGCCCGGCUCCAGGCCCGCGUCGGGGCCCCUGGCCGCCAAGGCGGCCGAGACCGGCGCCGCCUCGGCGAUGCUGCGCCCCAGCGAGCGUGCGGCGGCGUCCUUCGCCUCGGGCGAGGCGUACCGCCGCGGCACCGCCCUGCCCUUCACCCAGAUGGUCAUCACCUUCCGCGACGUCUGCUACUCGGUCCCCCUGCCAAAGGACCUCGACCGGGGCAAGGCCGACACGGGGGGCGAGGGCCCGCACGCCGGCCAGCUGCGCCUGCUGAAGAACAUCAACGGCGCCUUCCGCCCCCACGUGCUGACGGCGCUGAUGGGCGCGUCGGGCGCGGGCAAGACGACGCUGAUGGACGUGCUGGCGGGGCGCAAGACGGAGGGCGUGAUUACGGGCGACAUCCGCGUGAACGGGCACCCCAAGCAGGACCGCACCUUUGCGCGGGUGAUGGGGUACGUGGAGCAGACCGACAUCCACAUCCCGCAGGCCACCGUGCACGAGGCCUGCCAGUUCAGCGCGCGCCUGCGCCUGCCCACGACGGUGGACGCCGCCACGCGCGAGGCAUUCGUGGAGGAGGUCAUGACCCUGGUGGAGCUGGACCGCCUGCGCGGCGCCUUUGUCGGCUCCCCCGGUGUGUCGGGGCUGUCGGUGGAGCAGCGCAAGCGCCUCACCCUGGCGGUGGAGCUGGUGGCUAACCCCUCGGUCGUCUUCAUGGAUGAGCCGACGUCGGGCCUGGACGCGCGCGCCGCGGGCAUCGUCAUGGGCGCGGUGCGCAACACGGUGGACACGGGGCGCACCGUGGUCUGCACCAUCCACCAGCCCUCCAUCGACAUCUUCCAGACCUUUGACGAGCUGCUGCUGCUGAAGCCGGGCGGGCGCACCAUCUACAACGGCCCCAUGGGCGACGACUCGGCCGACCUCAUCGCCUACUUCCAGGCCAUCCCGGGGGUGGAGGCCAUCAGGCCGCGCUACAACCCCGCCAACUGGAUGCUGGAGGUGAGCAACCCGGGGAACGAGCGACGCCUGGGCAAGGACUUCUCCGAGCUGUACGACGCCUCGCCCCAGGCGGAGGCGCUGCAGAAGCUGCUGGCGGCGGAGGCGGAGCCGCGGGAGGGCGUCCCCGACAUCGACUACUCCGCGCUGCACAUCGCGGCGCCCAUGGAGCAGUUCCGCGUGAACCUGCGCCGCAACUUCCUCAUGUACUGGCGGCUGCCGGAGUACAACAUCACACGCUUUGCCUCCACCAUCCUCAUCGCGCUGGUCUUCGGCUCCAUGUUCUGGCGCCUCGGCUCCGACCGCACUACCGUGUCGGGGGUGCUGAACAUCAUGGGCGUCAUCUUCUCCUCCACCCUCUUCGUGGGCAUCAGCAACUGCCUCACCGUCCAGCACGUCAUCUCCACCCAGCGCACCGUCUUCUGGCGCGAGCGCGCCGCCGGGCUGUACGGCGUCCUGCCCUUUGCCGCCGCGCAGCAGCUGGUGGAGCUGCCCUACAUCCUCAUCCAGGCGGUGGUCUACGUCUCCAUCGUCUACUGGAUGAUCUGGUUCCAGCGCGACGCGGGCGCCUUCUUCUGGUUCCUCUUCCUCUUCUUCCUCACCCUCUGCUACUUCACCUUCUUCGGGGUCAUGGCCGUGUCCAUCACGCCCAACGUUGCCUUUGGCAACGUCUUCUGCUCCUUCUUCUUCGGCGCCUGGAACCUGCUCUGCGGCUUCCUCAUCCCCGAGCCCGCCAUCCCACGCUACUGGGUCUGGUUCUACUAUAUCAACCCGGUGUCCUGGAGCCUCUACUCCCUGGUCAUCGCCCAGCUCAAGGACUUUGGGGACGAGUACAUCGUCGGGCUGGAUGGCGUGGAGAGCAGCAUCCCAGACUUCCUGGAGAGCUACUUCAAUUUCAAAGCAAGCAUGCUGGGCCCCUCUGUGGCCAUCCUGUUUGGCUACUCGGUCCUGUUCAUCGCCAUCACCGUCUUCGCGCUGUUCAAGAUCAACUACCAAAGCCGCUAG